AUGGGUCCCGUACGAAAAAGUUCUUGCGGAGGCGCCGCUGAUGCUGUGGCCCUCAAUGCUCACACACAAAACUGGAGAGUGGUUGAAGGGGCCAAGGUAACGCACACAGUGGCGAAUGCGGUACGGCUAGGAAGUGAAUAUCUUUGGGACCGUGAAGCGAGUGAUCAGGCUGUUGCGAUGCUGCGGCGGUCUAAGGAUGAUGUUGAGAGCGCGGGAGGUUACUCUGGCUCGGUGCUGUGUACCGUCACCCCAACAGAUCAGCAAAGCGAAGCUGUCGUUUUUUUCAGAAUUAUGAGACUGCAUAGCACGCCCCUAUACCCGAAGGGAGGUCGUGGCUGUGUUUCUGUAAUCCUGAAUUGGGGUAUCCAGCAAGCAGACGCCAGUGGUGCAAAAAUAUUUCUCGAGUCGUCCCCUCAGGCUCACAGAUUGUAUACGAAAUAUGGAUGGCGAGACAUCGACCAGUCGAUGAUUAAUCUCGGUCAUUUUGGAGGUAAGGGGUUGUAUCCUUUGACCAUUAUGGUCCGAGACCCUGUUGCUGUCCAGCCUUGAUAUAAAUUGCUCCGUAGUUCUUGGAAAAUUCCAGUGAAAUCAAUUAAUGAGGCUGACUAGACUGAGGUAAGGGUAUCUGCGCAGACGCCAAUGAGAAUUUGUAGGUAGAAGACAUUAAAUCCUUCCUGCAUCUGAUAGCUGAGAUUAUUCAUUCUG
Molecule: messenger RNA, 705 nt
Organism: Aspergillus ochraceoroseus IBT 24754
Lineage: Eukaryota; Fungi; Ascomycota; Eurotiomycetes; Eurotiales; Aspergillaceae
Exons: 3
Coding region: 1-549 (182 amino acids)
Source: RefSeq, a predicted model, not a curated record